Polychytrium aggregatum is the source of this 4434-nucleotide messenger RNA. RefSeq lists its product as uncharacterized. The record is from RefSeq and is a predicted model, not a curated record. The transcript is spliced from 10 exons. Gene Ontology annotation, molecular function: lipid binding. NCBI's taxonomy places the organism in Eukaryota, Fungi, Chytridiomycota, Chytridiomycetes, Polychytriales. The coding region runs from base 184 to 4173 and encodes 1329 amino acids.
GUCUGGUUUCCAAUUGCCUUCUGUUCCCUCUGGAGACGUCUCCGUUUCCUCUCGGCUCCACCGGCACUCAGCUCCCUCUCCUUUCCCCGAGCCACUCUGGCGCCAAUACGACGCAUCUCCGGCGCUGCUCGAGGAGCUCCUCACCCCGGACAGCGCUAGCAUAUCCAUCCAUUCUGUAGAGCCAUGAGCAAUCCUCCCUCGUCCGGCGAUCUGCUUUCGGUGCCAGACCCUCUGGCGUCCCCGGCCAUCGGCCAUCGUCGCAGCCGCAGCUGGGGGUUUUCGACCCCGAAGCGGCUCUCGAGGACCCGCCAUGAGAUGGUCUCACUUGAGAAGCAAAGGUCGCAGGAACCGCUCUCCAAUGACGGUGAUUCCGGCGAUCCUAUGCUGGGGCGGGUCUCGACCGCCGGCUCAAGCCGCCAGCCGAGCGUAUCCCGGAGCUCGUCUGGAGAAGUUGUCGACAGCGAGACCAACGGCUCGCAGUUCUCACUGGAUGCCGACGAUGUCCCCUCCCACAGCCAGCCCGACGGCGAGCCGACUCAGCCCUCCUCGCCUGAGCCCCCGGACUGGGACCAACUGCCAACCCUCAAACGCCUGUUUGGCCAGGAGACCCUCGAUGGACUCUUCAACCUCUAUGUCCGAGGCAUCGAGCUGCUCGAUCCUCAGUCGGCUUUUGCCCAGCGGCUCGUCCAGGCCGACCACAAAACAGCCUGGUACUGGGUCUUGGGCUUUGUGUGCGGCCGAGCCUGGGGCAGUCGGUUUUACUUUUCGUUCGUGGUGCUGGCUAUGAUGUCUCUCUACUUUGUCUAUGCCAACGUUGCCAGUCUCGAGAGACUCCAGCGAAAGUAUGCCGAUGAGCUCAUGACGCUCUCGGCUCGAAAAGAGGUUGAAGAGGGCUCCGAGAUCGCCGAGUGGUUCAACAUCUUUGUCGAAAAGUUCUGGGGCCAAUUCGAGCCCGGUCUGUCGAGCCGUCUUCGGAGCCAAUUCAACGGCAUCUUGAAUCGGAAUCGGCCAAAUUUUUUGGAAGAUUUGGUGAUCAAGACCUUUACGCUGGGAUCGACGGCCCCAAGGGCCUCCUCGAUUCGAGUCUAUCCAACAAAGAGUCCAGAGACCAUGACCAUCGACAUGGACCUCAAGUUUGCAUCGUACCCGCGGAGUAGCGACGACCCGAAAUCGUAUCGUCCGCUCACCAUACUGUUCCAGGCCCUGUUCGGCCUGAACGUUGCCUCCGUCCCCAUUCCGAUCGAGCUGACCAACAUCUCUGCAUCUGGCUUGAUGCGGUUCGAACUUACGUUUUACUCGAGCUUUCCACACGUGAAGCAGAUCCGCUGUAGUUUCUAUGCACCACCAACGUUCGAGUUUGAUCUCCAGCCUCUCAACGCCGUCAAUGUCAUGUAUCUACCGGUGCUUCAUCAGUACAUUCGUCGUAGGGUGCAGGAGAUGAUCAAGAAGUUUGCAGUCGCUCCAAAUGCGUACACGUUCGAUUUUACUCGAGAUGGAAUUGAACGCCCGCUCGGGGUCUUGCGGGUUUACGUAUUCGAAGCCCGUGGGCUGAAGCACAUUGAACUUUUGAAGAGCAACUGCCCGUACGCCCAGAUCUGGCUUGGUGACAAAGUCGUUGCCUCCACUCGCGACGUCGAGUGUGACGGCGAGCCUCAGUGGAAGGAAACCCAUUACAUCCCCAUCUAUCCAAGCACCUUUGUCCAGUCCAACAACGGCUCGGAUGAGUUGAGGAUUGACAUUCGCGACUACCCGAGCGUCAGUGGCCGAGACGGCCUUAUGGGAACAAUGGAGUCGCUCAAGCUCUCCAAGUGGCUCGCCUUGAUGGAACCCGAUCCCUCGGCAACACCCGCACUGCCGUGGGAUAACGUGUGUCUUUCCGAGCAAGAACGGGCGCUCCUGCAGUCAGCCUGGGGACUGCCCGACGAUUCGAGCCCCGUCUGGAAAGCCUUGUUCCAGCUCACUGGCACGGGUCUGCGCCGAACGGACGCUCAGAUUCGGCUGGAAGUGUCGUUCAUGAGGGCGUCUCCGAAACCAACCAACUUCAACGACUCGGUCAAGCUGCUGGGCCAGAUCCGAUCCGGGAUUCUGAACAUCACCUUCCACAGCGCCUCCAACCUCCAGAGCGGGGCACUGACGACCAACCCGUACUUGAUCCUUACUGAAAUACCCGAGAGCCGUACCGUCUAUCAAACGAUCGUCAAGAAACGGACUCACAACCCAGUCUGGGAGAGCACAUUUACGACCUUUACGCCGGAUUACACAAAGAUGCGUUACUUGGCUACGAUAUAUUCGACCUUGGAUCUAAUCGGGGAUAUCAACUUGGGCGUGGCCAAGAUCGACCUUGGCGAGAUCAUCCAGAAAGGCAAUGGCAACGUCCACACCUGCGAGCUGAGGAACGUGUCGUCAGGGCAGCUGAGGAUGACUGUUACAUUUAUACCAGUUCCCAUGAAUACCUCAUUGGCUGGACCACGGGUCUCAACGAAGCGCUCGAAACAGCCGAUCGGAUCAAUUUCGGUGCGCAACUUGUCCGCAAGAGGGCUUGUUCCAAACAAGCCUCUGGUCGACCCGGACCCGUUUAUUGUCCUCGAAAUCGAGGGUCGGCAGUUCGGUCGGACGACACACAUACUGGGCGUCCUGUCGCCCCAGUGGAAGCAAGUGUUCGAAGGCGGUAUUCUGUAUACGCCGGCGGAUGUCCUAACGUUGACUGUGCGCAACUGGAACAACGGCAACAAUAUCAAACACAUCGGGACCGUGGAGAUACCCAUGUCGGCCAUAUUCACUAGUUUCGAUGAUGACACGACUGCGCCUUCAGAGUACAUGCAGCGGGCGGUAGACGAUGGGCUUGUCAUUCACACGCACAGAGACUCUGUCGUCAACAUAACUGCCCCGAUCUAUCGGAAGAAGGAUAGGAUCCUGCGGCAGGGUGUCAUAAGUUUUGAAGUUAUACUGCGAACGACGAUUCCCCAGGAAGCCAUCGGCUACGAACCAGUCUCGGAUAUGAGCGAGGCUGCAAGCCAGCAGAUCAAGCUUGUCUUGGAAAAGUGGUGCUCCGGAAUCGUCCAUGUUCGUUUCUUCAGCGGACAAGACAUUGGCAUCCGUAAGACGUAUGUGGAACUCUACCGGGGCAAGAAGAAGCUCUUUUCGACGCUGACCCAAGCCGCCAGCGACCCUGUGUGGGACCAAGCUGUUGAUAUUGUGACGGCCGACGUGACCCGCGACGUGUACGAGAUUGUGCUUAAGGAGCAGCGUGGAUCCAUCCAAGAUGAAAAGGAUAUUGUUGCGGGACAGUGGAAGGGUACUCUUGCCCAGAUCAUUGGGCGACAGUUGCAGAUCAGCCUGGGCUCGGGCCGUAUGCUCCACGUGAAUCUCAAGUACAUUCCACUGACCGAGUCUCCGGUCAAGAUCGAGGUGGACUACGAUGCUGCCGAGGUCUCCCCUAUGUCGCGCAAGACGUCACUCAACAGCCUCAAGCACCCCCUCAACAUUAUCGGCAAUGGUCUCGAGAAACUUGGCAACGGCCUCGACAAGAUGGGCCAGCAGCUCAAGAGCAUUAUCGAGGAGGGUACGAUGAGCCACAGGAGUACGGAUACCAGUGCUUCCGCCGGUAAGCUCUCGGAUCCGAGCGGCUCCGCCGGGAGAAUCUUGGAGAGUCGCAGCCUCGAUGAUAUUGAAAGCUCGUCCAUCAACUCGAGCCGCCAUUCUGUGGAGCUUGAAGGCUCGAUUGGAUCCAUGUAUCCUUCGAUGAAGCGGGAUACUUUGUUUCCCCAGGGCAGCUUGGUGAUCCAGCUAAUACGCUGCAAGGACCUUCCAAGUGUCGAUAUAAGCGGAAAAUCUGAUCCGUUUGUGCGGAUAUUUGUCGACAAUGCCAAUGUCUUCACCAGCCGCACCGUCCGGAAGAAUCUCAACCCAUCCUUCAACGAAGAGUGGCGAUCCGAGGCCACCAUUGUGCAUACCAAGAGCGCUGUUCGCUUGGAGGUGUGGGAUGCGUCACCGAUGCAUCUGGUCGACAAGCUCUUGGGAUCAGUGGAGUUUCCCUGGGACCGAAUACCCUCGGACCCACACGAGCCGAUCGAGUUUACAGAAGUGCUCACCGGCAAGCGGGCACGAGGCACGCUUACCUUCAAAACGCAGUUCCUCACCUCUGUCGAGCGAGGUGGGCGUUCUCGACAAUGAUAAUCUCCACGCAGCCCGAUCGCCUCACUUGCGUUGGACCGGUGUACAAGCCAUGUCGGCGGGCAAAUACAGUAUCUAUUUGAACACACAAUUCACUCGGAGCUAAGACCGCCAGUCGCUGCCCAGUCUCCAUAAUCGCCCUGCACAUGAUCAUGUUGCUCUUGGAUACACGAAGAAUGGAGGCAGCCUUUCUCAGAUUACAGGCAAUCCAAUAAAAAACGGGACACCCGGGUUUUUGACCAUUCAUCGAAUAUUUUGUUA